Drosophila rhopaloa is the source of this 2045-nucleotide messenger RNA. Its product is annotated as putative polypeptide N-acetylgalactosaminyltransferase 10. Lineage: Eukaryota; Metazoa; Arthropoda; Insecta; Diptera; Drosophilidae. The record is from RefSeq and is a predicted model, not a curated record. The transcript has 4 exons. The coding region runs from base 47 to 1936 and encodes 629 amino acids. Gene Ontology annotation, cellular component: Golgi apparatus.
CUAACAACUAGAUAGCUGAAAAAAACACUAAAAAGCAAAGAUAACUAUGAAUUUAGAUUUAAGAUUGAUUGUGCGGCUCCUGCUUGCCAUUCUACUGGGCUCUUUGAUAUCCACGGUUUUAAUGGGCACUCAAAUGCACAGAAGAAUUAUGGAAUCUAUGGUAAACAAAAUCAACCAAAAGGUUACCCGUUUCGAAACAGAGAUCCCAAAAAGACAGCUCCCACUAACUUUAUCCCAAAAUGAAUUGGAUAUUUUCAAAACCCAGCGCAAUGUAAACUUUCGCUUGCCACAUCAGACAGCUGUCAAGGAUUGGCACGAUCAUGUGGUCAUCAAGGCGGAUAAAUCCAGGAUCGGAUUGGGUGAGCAAGGAAGGCCUGCCGAAAUACCAAACACCAAUGAAAAGGAAGAGACGGUUGAACUCUACGAAAUUCAUGGUUUUAAUGCCCAGCUUUCCGACCACAUUUCAUUAAGUAGAUCCUUGCCGGAUAUUAGACCUUUGAGUUGCUGGAAUCGCAAAUAUCUAGAGAGGUUGCCCAAUGUGACUGUAAUCAUCGCUUUUCACAACGAACACCUCAGUGUGCUUUUACGAUCCAUAACGAGCAUUAUAAAUCGCUCACCUCCCGAGUUACUCAAGCAGGUUGUUCUAGUGGACGAUGGUAGUAAUUUCUCGGACUUGGGACAAAAACUAGAUGACUUUGUGACAAUUAACUUUCCCAGUAUAGUCGAAAUACUGAGACUUACAGAGCGACGUGGUUUGAUUAAAGCGCGGAUGGAGGCAGCCAAAAUAGCCAGCUGCCAAGUUCUGGUCUUCCUGGAUUCCCACAUAGAAGUCAAUAAUAAUUGGCUACCUCCCUUGCUGGAACCAAUAGUAAUUAAUCGGAGUAUUGUCACUGGUCCCAUUUUGGAUAUAAUCUGGCACAAAACAUUUGCGUACACGAAGUAUAAUUCGCUCACCCGUUCCGGUUUUAAUUGGUGGCUUCAGAUUCAGAGGCUACCGGUUUUCCCCGAAGAUCAAGGAUUCGGGUCCACGCCGUACCGAACUGCGUUGCUUGUGGGCGUGAUGGCCAUCGACAGGGAUUACUUCUGGAAUCUGGGGGGAUACGAUGAAGAGCUGGACAUCUGGGGCGGCGAGCAGUUUGAGAUGAGCUUUAAGGUGUGGAUGUGUGGCGGCAUGAUGCUAUAUGUUCCCUGCUCCCGAGUGGGCCACAUAAACAGAGGUCCCAUGAGCCCGAAGCCGAACCCAAGGAGUUACAAUUUUCUAGCCACAAACUACAAGCGCGUGGCUGAAGUCUGGAUGGAUGAGUACAGGAAAUACGUAUACGACAGGAACCCCGAGCUCUAUGAGAAGAUUCAGGUGGGAUUGCUUUCCGGUAGGAAGUCCUUGAGAAGAGCUUUGCAGUGCAAGUCCUUUGCCUGGUACAUGGACGCAGUGGCUCAGGACUUCCUGAACAAGUUUCCAACUGUGGAUGUAAAUCCAAUGGCGGUGAUCUCGGGGCCCAUUGAAAGUGUGGCCUAUCCCGGAUUCUGCGUGGACUCCCUAGAUCGAAAGCACAAACGACCGGUGGUUCUCUCUCGCUGCAUGGGAAAUAGAACGAAGUCCGGUGAAUAUCAGCAGUGGCACCUAACAAAGGACCAGGAGAUUCGGCUGAUGGACGGUGGCGAUUGCCUGGAAACCCAAGGCAUCAAGUCAAAAUCCGUGUGGCUUUUUCACUGUCACGAAAACGGAGGAAAUCAGUACUGGUUCUACAACCGCCGCCAUCGGUGGAUCCAACAGGGCCAGAUGUGGAUAUGGUGCCUCGAAGCCCAUUUGCCGAAUGGUCAAGAGGUUGGCAAGGUGCUGUCCAACAAUGCCUGCCACAAAAACAAUCCCAAGCAGCAGUGGAAGUUUGGAGAAAUCGCUGUCCAUGAUCCGCAAACGCAAUACCGAGGAGCCUAAUUAAAACCAUGGAAUUAACUUAUACAAUAUCAACAGAAGAAUUAUUUAAAUUCAUACUAUUAAUUAUAUCAAAUAUCAAAUAGGAUAAUUUCGAUUAAAAUAUUAAAAA